Poecilia latipinna (sailfin molly) is the source of this 2372-nucleotide messenger RNA. It is a transcript of the gene faxdc2, whose product is annotated as fatty acid hydroxylase domain containing 2. Gene Ontology annotation, biological process: lipid biosynthetic process. The transcript is spliced from 9 exons. NCBI's taxonomy places the organism in Eukaryota, Metazoa, Chordata, Actinopteri, Cyprinodontiformes, Poeciliidae. Gene Ontology annotation, molecular function: iron ion binding; oxidoreductase activity. The coding region runs from base 93 to 1124 and encodes 343 amino acids. The record is from RefSeq and is a predicted model, not a curated record.
AGGAGCGUCCUUCAGAAGUAAAUAAACUGCGGCUGUGAGUUCAUGUGUCAGCUGGCUGCAGGAGGAGCAGAGAGGAAACCCCGCAGGGAAACAUGGAGACGAAGAGCCGCGAGACGGGGAGAGCCGAGAAGAGCUCAGCAGGCAGCGGCCAACAGGAAUCAGCAGGAGGACUGUGGGAUUCUGUGAAGAAAGCUGCUUUUGUCAUCGGAUCUGGAAUCCUGUUCCUGGCUGCUUUUGGAAACUCGCUGACGUGGCAUCUUCAGAGAUUCUGGGGAGCUUCAGGAGAUUUCUGGCAGAAGUUGUGGACGCAGGUUUACCUGCUGUUUGAAGGUCAUGAUGCUGCGCUGUUCUUCGUAGGAACCAUGCUGGCCCCGACCUCGGUGUUCUGGAUGCUGAACGGCCUGCUGCUGCUGGUGGACACGUCUGGGAAACCGUCCUUCAUCACUCGGUACCGGAUCCAGGAGGGCAGGAAUGACCCGGUGGACCCGGCCAAGCUGCGGCAGGCGGUCCGGACCGUCCUGUUCAACCAGGUGCUGGUCUCUGGGCCCAUGGUGGUUCUGGUCUACCUGCUGGCCAGCCGGACCGGCCGGCCCUGCGGCCCCGAGCUGCCCACCUUCCACCGAGGCCUGAUGGAGCUCGCCCUGUUCUCCAUGCUGGAGGAGAUCCUGUUCUACUACUCACACAGGUUGUUCCACCAUCCCAGCCUCUACAAGCAUUUCCACAAGCAGCACCAUGAGUGGACUGCUCCCAUCGGCAUUGUCUCCAUCUACGCUCAUCCUCUGGAGCAUGUGGUACAGCCGCCAUUUUUUCUUCGUUUACUGCUAGUAGAUUCACUCAGGAUGUUUCCCUCCUUCAUAAUUAUGAGGAUAAGUGAGAUUGGUGAGUUCUGGAGGGCCACAUUAAUGUCUGUAGCGGGCCGUGUUCGGCCCCCGGGCCGGAAGUUGAUCUCUGCCUCUCCUGGUUCCAGGUUCAACCAGUGCUUCGGCGUGUUCGGCGUUCUGGACCGGCUGCACGGCACCGACUCCCGUUUCCGGCAGACGAAGCAGUAUGAGCGGCACACCUUGCUCACCAGCCUGACCCCGCUCACCCACAGCAUCCCCGAAAACCACAAGAAGGGCCAGUGACGACCUCCGACCUCCCCUCUCAGCGGGUCCCGGUCAUUGUGGGAGCCUUAACCCUUGACCCCGGCGUUGGCAGCUCCUGCAGCGCUUUGAUUUGUUAACAUGUUAAUUAUUUGAUAAAGGAAAUGUCGACCAUCUCCAGCUGCAACCUGGUCAUGAAUCCAGUUAGUCGGUUCCAGCAGAACUUCGUCUCGUUUUGAUUUCAGAUCCAGAUGUUUUCAGUAAAACAUGCAGAAUAUUUUCAUAGGAACAUUAAAAUGUUUCAGACGUUUUCAUUCUUUUGAUUCUGAAGAAAAGUGGAGAAUUUAAAUCUGUAAACGACUGAAAUAAGUUUUGUUUAAAAUAAUGCAAGUAAUAAACGCUUUAUUUCAAUUUCAUUGCGACUUUUUGUGUUUUCUGUAUUCUGGUUAUAUUAACACUUAGUUUUUGUUAUUUUGCAUACUGUACGACUUUAUUGUCAUAACUGAAGAGGAAUCAUCUCAGCCUGGCUGCUGCUAGUCGACCAGAAUUCAAACCCAAGUUCAUCUCUGAAACAUGGAAAUCCAGAGAUUUUAUCUGUGAACUUUUUUUUCCCCCAAAAAAAUCUAAAGGUAGGUGAAGCAGAGAUAUGGAUUUAGCAGCACUAAGGAAGAGGAAGCCAGAGGGACUUCCUGCUCCGUCAGAAAUCACUCUCCUGCGCCGCUUUCAGGGUUUUUUUUGUGCGUUUUCAGUUUUUUUUUUCUUUAUUAAAGGAUAAAGCAUAAUUACUACAAAUUACAAAUAACACUAAUAGCGAAUCACAUCAGCCUACAAAGCAGAUAUUAGGAAUAUUAAAUGUUAUAAUACAAGCUCUCAUUCAAGUAUUUUACAUUUUUUGCCACUUUAUAUAUAUAUUUUUUUGUUCCUUUUAUCCUCGUUUUCAUAUUUUUUUUCCUCAUAACAAGCCAAAGGAAAUAUUAAAUGGUUCAGGUAGUUCUUAUUCAUAUGGCUUCAUGGAAACUUUUGUCCUUUUCAGUCUCAUAAGCAGCCAAGUUUUCCGUCCGGAUCUCCAGUCUUUCUGUUCACACCCGACUGAGCGGGCAGCGCCCCCUGGUGUCCAGCGGCGCCCCCUGGUGUCCAGCGGCGCCCCCUGGUGUCCAGCGGCGCCCCCUGGUGUCCAGCGGCAGCUAGCAGCAGAUGGAUUCUUCCCGCCACAUAAACGGGAGGCUCUGAGGAAGAGGAUGAGCUGGGAGGAAGAGGAAGGUUUCCCAUUUUUACGUCCAACAGAGACUG